ACCGCCUCCCCGCGCUGCCGGGCUGCAGCGAGCGCACAGCGCCGGCCCCGCCACAGGAGCGGAGCCCCGCGCCCGCAGGAUGCUGGAGGGCGGCUGCAAGGCGCUGAAGGAGGGCGUGCUGGAGAAGCGCAGCGACGGGCUGCUGCAGCUCUGGAAGAAGAAGCGCUGCAUCCUCACCGAGGAGGGGCUGCUGCUCGUGCCGCCCAAGCCGCCGCCGCCGCCGCCCGAGCCCGCGCAGCCGGGCGCCGCCGAGCCGGGCGCGGCCAAGGUGAAGGAGCUGCACUUCUCGCGCAUGAAGACGGUGGACUGCGUGGAGCGCAAGGGCAAGUACGUCUACUUCACCGUGGUGAUGGCCGAGGGCAAGGAGAUCGACUUCAGGUGCCCGCAGGAGCAGGGCUGGAACGCGGAGAUCACGCUGCAGCUGGUGCAGUACAAGAACCGGCAGGCCAUCCUGGCCGUGCGCUCCACCCGCCAGAAGCAGCAGCACCUGGUGCAGCAGCACGGGCCCCGCCUGCGCAGCGCCUCCAACUCCGCCUAGCCCGCCCAGGUUGAACUAAAGAAGCCCUCCAGGCAAGAGGAUUGAACGCAGUCCCCCUUGUGAGCAUAUCAGUCGCUUGAUCAAAAAACCUGGCAAACAAAAGAGAGCUCAUAGACUGGAGAGCUUCUGUUCGGCCACCUGAAAAUGCCAACUACUUUUCUGCACAAUCCCAUCCUUGUUGCAGGGAAGCAUUUAAAGUCAUAUAGACUCCAACUAUUAUUUAAGAACCUUGGAAAGGCUCAUCUGGCUUGACAAGACUCCUAGAAGACUCCUAGAACAUAUGACGUACUGUAACUUUAUUUUAAUGUAUUUUAUUUCAUGAUUAUUUAUUAGGGAUUCUUCUUUUGAGGCUUGUUUUGAAAGACAUUUCUGAAUGUAGGCCAUUGUCCAAACAACAAAAAUCAAAAUUCAGAGAACAUGCGUAGCUUCCUAACUUAUUGAAACCUUUGGAAGGGAGGGCGGAGAGAGAAAAGGGAGAAGGUUGUUGGAAAAGCCAUGAUUUAUAUGACCAUGGGUUUUUUUCACAUGCAGUUCUACAAGAUUUUUUUAUUUGUACCUACAAGAUUAUUUUAGAAAUGUUUUUUAAGGUUACCAAGGAAAAUAUAACAUGCAGUUUAGGAUCUGGAUAACAAUCUUCAUGCACAAGACAACUAUUCUCUCCAAGGAAAGCAAUGUUUUGGAACCCAAUUUGAAGGUGGUGUGUGUGCUUAUAGAUGCAUAUUUUUAAGCAUGCCCCUGGAAGAGGAGUAUUAAAUUUGAUACUCUGUUUGACUACACGGGGAAAAAAUGAAUAUUGAUUGUUGCUAGAGAAGUUAAACAGUGAUAUUUUGUUACUUGUAAAAGUUAAAAAGGAAAAUCUGACUAACUUGUUUAUUGUUCUGAUUAAUAUUUUGUCCAAUUAAUACUAUCCGUUUCUGCACCUGUUCAUAUUAUGAUAUGAAAAUGGUGUAGGAGUUGAAAUAUUUAUUACAAUUUCUCUGCAUCUGAGUUCAGGUUUUUUCCAUACCCAGCAUUUCUGAAAGGGUCACGUUUGUGCCUGUAAAUACACUUUUGUGACAGAUUUUAAAUGCCUUGCAUUGGAAUUGCUCUUAGUUUAAAGCCCAUCUUGUAUAUGUCUAGAAGUGUUCAAACAGAUCAUUUUAGCCAUCAUUUUCAUAAACUGCAAGUUGCUCUAUUGCUUAGAGAAACUGAAUUAUUUCGGUGCAUAUUGCUACCAGCUGAUUGGAAGUGUUUGCAGUCGUGUUCAUAAUAUGUUAAUGAAACUGAAAUGGUAGAAAACAAAAGGACUGAGCAUCCAAUUGGUGCAUGUUCCUGCUAUCAUUAAGGGCUCACCCAGAAAAGUAAACUACACAAACCCAUGUGCUUAACUUGCUUUUCUGGAUCAGUCCUCACCACUGAAAUGGACAAUGUUGCUCCUGUAAGUUUUAUGUGGUGGUUUGCCACCCAGUUCACGCUGCUGUAACUGAAGUCCUUUGUUUUUUUUUAAAUACAUAGUGGAGUUCUCUUUUGAAACAGAUCAUGAAGCAUGGCCUGUUAUCUUUGAGUCAAGGGAAAUACUUCUUUCUGUCAACAUAUUAGGGAAAUUGCUCUGGCUAAUUGCAAGCUACACAAAUGUAAAUAAAAUCUUAUAAAUGAAAAGUUCUAAUGGGAUUUUAUAAAUAGGAAAUGGGUGCAGUUUUAAAAUGUUGCAUAAUUAAUUCAUACUAGUGGUGUAGUAUGUAAAAAGCACAUCAAAGAAAAGAUGAAUGUGACAUGCCUAGUGAAAGUUUAAAAACAGUGAGGGGGAUCUUUCAGUUUACUCCCCACCCUAAAUAGGGUCCCAGCCCUCAAGAGCCUGCCUGCAUUCUGAUUACAUGAGGGUACAGAGCAUCUUGAAGGAUGAACAAAAUGAUAUAUAAAUUAGGCUUGAUCCUGUGAACAUUUUUAAGCAUGUAAGUAGUUCCAUUAAUAUUCAUGUGAGUAGUUCCAAUGAAAAAGUGACAUCCUGGAAAAUGUUAUGUGAACAGAUGGCCCUACCCAGCUUUGGGAUCAGGCUUUUUUUGUGAGGCAGAUAUGCAAUUGUCCUAAAAAUGCUAUUACUUUGAGGUUAAACUAAACUGAGGGUCUCGGCUCCUAGUAAGACUGGACCCUCAACUUUGAGCAAAGGGAGAAAGAAAAUGGAAAAGAAAAAAAUCCUGCAAUCACUGGUUUUCACAGUUUGGCACAUUUCCUGUCUCCGUUCUCACUCUGAGAUGAUGGAGCUGGAAGUUUGCUGAUUAGGUACUCAAACUCACAAAAGAUACUGUUAAUUUGUUCCUUUAAAACCACUGUCCUUUAUUAUGCCAGACAUCCAACUUUUAAAAAAUGCCUUUUGUUUUGUGGUCAAAACUUUUUAAGACUCAUUAAAUAAGGUUUAUUGGUCAGCUAAUAACCUACUUUUUCAGAAAUGCUACGUAUAAAAUCUUAACAGUUCAUUGACCAGAAUAUGUACUCACUCUAGGAGAGAAUUCAUGUAAUUGUUAAAUGUAUGUCUUCAUGGGAUCUGAGAGAGAAAUUCUCCAAGAGAGUCGAGUCUUCCUACUUCAAACAAGCCUGGUCUAAAGCCUACUGAAGCAAAUGGAAGUCUUUCCACUGACUUCCAUUGAUUUUUGGAUUGGGCCUAAAUCAGGAAUGCUGUUUGUUUUCAAAGCACACACUUCUGGGAAAACAUCAAGAAAAUUUUGGAAAGUUUUCAACAAUGUGUAACUGAUAAAGGGCAAGAACUUAAAAUUAAAGUUAUUUAUAUUUAGCUCACACUUACUCACACUUACACCCAGUUCAAGAUCAGUCAGUGCCCAUUUUCUUGUUGCAUUUUUUGGCUUAUAUUGGUAUGAAACAUACUCUGAUCACUUACUUUCAAUAUAAUAAUUUGCAUUAUGAACAAAUGUUUUGCUAUAUGUUGUUGCCAAACAUGUUCCCUUUUACUUGCUGAGAGUCCUGAAAAUGCUGAGAUCAGCCAAAUGUCUGCCAUGAUGGAUGAUUGCAUUUUAAAGUCCCCUUUGAGUCAGUGGCAGCCUUGACGGCAUAAAUGGAAGGGGUUAAUGUGUACAUCCUUCUCUCUUCUAAUGGCUGUCUCUUCAAAACAGGAUUGAAGCAAGUUUAGGUGGGGGCAUGGUGAAGGCAGCUCCUACCUGACCAGUGUAAAUAAGACUUACUUUCCUAUGGUGUUCAAUCUGGCAAUGUUCUCAAGUUCUAAAUUCACUAUGGGUUUUUUGGAGUUUUUCAGGUGGGGGGAGCAUUGAGAACAGUAGCAAUUUUAUACCAAAAUUUUCCGUUUUUGACUUUGAUAAUGAUGUUUUGUUUUGUUUUGUGUUUUUUCUCCUUCCUGGAAUAUCUUCUCUGAAUCUAUUUUGUGAAAUAUUGUCUAUCAUUGGCAUGUUCUUGGUAAGCAACCGCCACUAAAAUAGGUCCAGUGCGUUCUGCAUCAUCAGUGGUAGAGCAACAUGCAUAAUCUUCUGUGAGGUUCAUAAGGAAAAUAACUGUGUUGGCCUCUCCUUUUAUGUGCGUGUGUGUGUGUGUGUGUUGGAGCGGGAUUGAGAGAACAAAGGACUCCAAUUUAACAGGAAAUAAACUAUGAUGCCAAUAAAAACUCAAAGUGCUCGAUUUAGCUAGUAGUGACAUGGAAACCUGCUUAAUGAAGGAGGUCAAUGUGUGUCUUGGUAAAGACAGUGAAAACUGAAUAAGGAGCAAGCUGGAUUCAGCAAGGAAAUCCAAGCUCUGCUGAGCCAUUCUGUAUCUCAGCAUUCAGCAGAAAGAUCAAAGACGACAUUAUUCUGUUACAUCCUGAAGUAACUGCUUUUCUUUAAAGUUCAUGAUAUGCAAAUGCCAGCUUCUGAAAAAUCAGCUGCAGUGAUGUACCAAAUGUUUUUUAGCAUAUCCUGUUGUGAGCAGAAAUAUCAGUGGUUUGUCAAACAAAUUUGUGUGUAAAUAUGACUCAUAAAUAAUUUCUGAGAGAUAUGAUUUAUUUUUCAUAUUUUUCAAAAUGCAUUCCAUUUCCAAUAAAGAGGUAUCUAUUGAAAUAAA
Molecule: messenger RNA, 4579 nt
Organism: Alligator mississippiensis (American alligator)
Lineage: Eukaryota; Metazoa; Chordata; Crocodylia; Alligatoridae
Gene: PHLDA1
Product: pleckstrin homology like domain family A member 1
Exons: 2
Coding region: 80-538 (152 amino acids)
Biological process (GO): positive regulation of apoptotic process
Molecular function (GO): phosphatidylinositol phosphate binding
Source: RefSeq, a predicted model, not a curated record